GGUUCCCCUGUGUUUUGUGCAUCUUUUGUUACCAUGUACAGUUAUCUUCCAACCUGAUUUUACAGAGGGGAUUUUUACCUUUUCUUUUUUUUUAAUAAAAAUUCUUCUUUUAAGAACUGACUGAUUUUCUUUCAGUGUCCAAAGACUUAGGGGUUUGGGUCUGUGAUCACUUUGUAACCAAUUGGUUCGGAGAUUAUUCUCAAGCCUCCCCAGGAAAGGGUGUGGAAGGGCUUGGGGGGAUAUUUUGGGGGAACAGGAACUCCAACUGGUCCUUUCCCUAAUUCUUUGUCUAAAUCACUUGGUGGUGGCAGCGUACUGUUUGAAGACAAGGUGGAAUUUGUGCCUUGGAAAAGUAAGCUUCAGGGGUCUUGCAUGUGGGUCGCCACAUCUGUACCCUAGAGUUCAGAGUGCGGAAGGAGCCCUGGCAGCCUUAAAGAUAAGAAGGGGCUGGACUCAACACUGUUCAUGAAACAGGAAUUCCUCCAAGAACCCAACCCACCCAGCGACUCAGCAGUGCAGGUGCAAUGUAAGCUGCUGCUGAAGAUGCGAACUUGCUCCUUACCUAUGUUGAAGGCCUUGGCCAGUGCAAUAAUAUUUGCAGUCAUUCUCUGGAACCUGAAUUUCCUUGGCUACCAAUCUGAGGUCCCUGGCCCAACCCUGGGGCACAGCAAACCCCUGACAGUCCUGAUCUGGCACUGGCCCUUCCACCACACACAGAACCUCAGCACUGACAUUUGCGCAGACCGCUACAAGAUCAAGGGCUGCCAGCUGACGGGGGACCACAGAUUCUUUAACCAGGCAGAUGUCGUGGUGUUCCAUCACCGGGAGCUGCAGCAGGGCAAGGUAAGACUCCCAACAGAAAGGAGGCCUCCUGGACAAAACUGGGUGUGGGUUACCCUGGAGUCCCCCACCAACACUAAGGCACUGACUGGCUGGAACCAAACCUUCAACUGGGUCAUGACAUACAGACAAGACUCGGACAUCUUCAUGCCAUAUGGGGAGCUUGUGCGCCAUCCAUCAGCCAGCGUGGACAUUCCAACCAAAACCGGCUUGGUGUCCUGGGUCAUCAGUAACUACCACCGGACUCAGAAGAGAGUGCAGGUCUACAGAGAGCUGUCCAGACACCUCCAACUGAACGUAUAUGGGAAAGCAAACAAGAAGCCACUGUGCCCAGACUGCCUCUUGCCGACCACCUCCAGGUACAAGUUCUACCUGGCCUUUGAGAACUCCAUCCACAAGGACUACAUCACUGAGAAGCUGUGGAGGAAUGCGCUGCUGGCCAGCACUGUGCCGGUGGUGCUGGGGCCCCCCCGAGCCAACUACGAGAAGUUCAUCCCUGCAGACUCAUUCAUCCACACCGACGACUUCAGCUCCAUGAAGGAGCUGGCCAGCUUCUUGAAGACCAUGAAUUCCAGCCGUUACAGGGCAUUCUUCGAGUGGAGGAAGAGGUAUGGGGUGAAGCUCUACACAGACUGGCAAGAACGGUUCUGCACCAUCUGCACCAGGUACCCCCGCCUGGCCCAGGGGCAAAUCUACCCUGACCUGGCGAGCUGGUUCAGUGCUUGAGAAGAUAGGGCUGGGCCAAGCUGAGGCUUUUCAGAGAUGUGUGACUUGUACAGAGAAGCCAGGCUGUCUGCGUCAGCGGAAAAGGAUGUCCGUGAGGGCUGGCUCGUUUUGAGUCAAGUGGCUGGUGGAGUGACUGAGGGCACUGAGCAGGACCUGGGUCUGGGAGCCAGGAGCUCUGAGUACCAGUCCCAGCUCUGACACAGACGUGCCGAGACCUGGUGCAUGUCGCUGGUACUCAGCUUCCCCAUCUAUAAAGGCUCGUACACUUUCCUACCUCACAGGGGUGUUGUGAGGACUAACCGGUGCCUUGGAAAUAGACGGUGCUAAGUAAGGAGCGCUGAGCCUGCAGUUCAGCAGGUGGGCAGGUUCUGCACUGGCAAGGGCAGGGCAGUGAGCGUUGCUGGGCUGGGAAAUUAGGAUUUGCCAGCCCUUGUCUAGGGAAUGCCAAAGAAAUGGCUAGUUGCUCCCCUUUGCCCCCUCAGGAAUAAAUGGGGCAGAGGAGCGAGGUCGGGGGGGAGGGGUAAAUGUGACCCCCUGCUCUGCAUUACUGUAUUGCAGUGCUAGGGUGGGGCAGAUGGGGAGGGGCACCAGCAAGGAUAGUGAGAUCAAUGAACUCUCUCUGGGGUUCAAAUACCCUUCAGAUGCCAGCCAGACCUUGAGCUGCAGAAGGAAGGCCAGUCUCAUAGAACAUCAGGGUUGGAAGGGACCUCAGGAGAUCAUCUAGUCCAACCCUCUGCUCAAAGCAGGACCAAUCCCCAAUUUUUGCCCCAGAUCCCUAAAUGGCCCCCUCAAGGAUUGAACUCACAAGCUUGGGUUUAGCAGGCCAAUGCUCAAACCACUGAGCUACCCCUCCCCCCAGUCUCUUCCUUGCACUCUCCUCUCUGGGAGGUGCUCAGAUGCCCCCCUGGGUAACAGGCACCCAUGUAAGAAACUGGAUUGAUAGAAGAGGAAGGGGCUCCAAUUUGGCUGUCCCUGCUGUGUGGUCCAUUUCCUCCCCGUGCUGGAGCCCCUGCCAUUCAGGCAGUGGCAAGAGCAAAGGCGCCAGUCCGAAAGAGGUUUCCUGUCUUGCUUCUGCUUAGUCAGUCCCCGGUGCACUGCUUGGGGGGCACCCACUGAGCCGGGGUGGUGGGUGCUGGCAAGGCACAAUGCUUUCUCAAGAACAAUCACAGCCCGUUCAGUGCUGGGGACGAGUCAUAGGGGGAUGGCUGUGGUUUCUCACUCCUUUCUCGUAUUCUUCGUAUCUCUGGCAGGAAGCCGUUGAGUCUGGUUUCGCUCUGAUGUGAGGCUCCCUGCAGCAGGUACGGCCUGCCCAAGCCCUGUAUGCACCCAGGGAAGGAGUCACUCUACGGGAGGUGUCAUGCAAAGGAGCCGCAAGCAGCAGAUGCCCCCAGGCAACGAGUAUAGCCCCUACUCGCCCCGACCUCCCGCCCAGGGGUCAGCUUUGGUUAGUUUAGUACAAUAGUAGGGUUACCAGAUAGCAACUGUGAAAAAACAGGACAGGGGUAGGGGUAAUAGGCGCCCAUAUAAGAAAAAGUCCCCAAAAAUGGGACUGCCCCUUUAAUAACGGGACAGAUGGUCACCCUAGACAACAAAGGAAAAUAUGGCUGAGAUUUUCAAAGCCGCCUGAUUUGAAUACUGCGUUCCCAUUACGUUUCCACACGCCCCUGCCUCAGUCGGCGCACAGGACAGAUGGCUCUCAGCAAACGAGCAGCUACUCAGCGUUGCAUUUUACCCUCAUUCAGCAUGAGGUCUGGUGUGAUACUUUCAAUGGAAUAAAAGGGCCCAGAGAGGCAAAGGUGUCAACCAGACUCUGUCCCUGCACGACACUAGACCGGUAAACGCAGUUUGGGUUUGAGUACACAGACGCAUGGCAACAGACACCACUAAAAGCACCUUCUAUUUAAGACAGAGCAAAAGGAAAGCCAGUUAAAGCCUUGGAAAUGUGAAGUACUCCGUAAGGCUUUCAUUGUAGGAGUAGCCAGAAGGUUCUCAAACUUUUCGUGCUGUGACCCCCUUUGAAAAUAUUUCAGGCUGUGACAACCCUCCACCCCAAAAAGUGAUGAGCCCUCCACCAUCCCAUGCUGCCCUUAUUUCUGCACUGCUGUGGCAGCAAUGCUGUGGUCAGAGCUGGGUGCGCGGCCAGCCGCAGCCACUCUCACAACCCCGCAACAACAGUCUUGCAACCCCUGUUGGGUCAGGACCCCCACUUUGAGAAACUCUGUUUGUGGAGCAUUUUCACCAGGAAACUCCCUCCUCCCCCGGGCUGACAGUUUUGGAGACUGGAUUAAAGAUGGUAAUUUACGCUCCUCUUUGGGGGGAAAAAAGAAGUUAGUGGAGAUAGGCAGGGGCUGCUGGUGGUAAAGUUUGAUUCCGCCUCCUUUAAGGAAAAAGGAAACAAACACACACAGCAAAGGGACAGGGCAGAAAAGAACAGCAAAGACAGAAAACGCAGCUUCUCCGGUGCCAACUCUCACUUGCAAACUCACGGCUGGAGAAACACAGGCCCAGUACUAUCUUUCUGCCACUCCAAGCCCCAGCACGCUGGUACCAGCGACAGGCUGGUUAGGGCAAUGCUUUCAGCUGCCUCUCAGGUCACAGGCUCACAGCAGUUUGCAAAAGAGACAGCCUCAGCCCCGCCAAGUUGGACUUAUUAGACAGCAGGCAACAAGGAGAGUGCUAGGACAGAGAGGUAAUAAGGUGAGGAAGGAAAGGGACACAAGGGAGGGGCUGCUAAUGGGAACCCAAGUCUUAACUUUCAGGUGGCAUUUGUCAGGACAGCCCUGGGGCUGGCUGAGGCGGACACAGGCUGGGGCAGGCUGGCAGAACUGGCUGGCAGCUAGGAAGGUAGCAAUAUGGAUUAGGAGCCUAUAUACCUGCCUCGCGAUCACCUGGUUAGGCCCUCGCUUGUGGAUUGGCUGGGACCUGGUUGACUGGCAUGGGUCUACCAUAGGGCUUGCAGGUAACAGAUGAUUCACCAGCUCUGGCUAAGGAAUGACUCGUCACAGUGUCCAGGAUUUAGCCAGAGCCAGAGGAGGUGGUGAUGUCAACAGGUCCUUCUCUCUGGCCGGGUCUGGUCAGGCUAGCAAAGGCCCAGUGGUGUCACGGUGGCUCCUGGGGUUCCAGGAGACCAUGCAGGUGGCAGCUGUGAUGGUGAAGCUUGCUCCUUUCAGCCCACCCAUCUCUCAGCCAUUUGAUCCUUUCCCCAGAGUUGUUUGUUUUUUUAAAGCACCCCAAAAGGGGGUGAUGGGCAGCAUGGCCCUUUCCCUCAUUAUUUUGUCCACCAAUUAGGCUCCAGCUUUCGCCCAUUAAUUUCUGGUUCCAUUCUUACCAGGCAUGGCUUUAACACAGUCCGCAAGUGGGAUCGGGGGAGCUUUCAUUUGGACUAAACCACUUUUCGUCUUAACUUCUGCUGCCUUUUAUAUGCAAUUUUGUGUAACAGGCUGAGUUGGACUUUUGCUGGCUUGGGCGGCUUAGAGCAGGAUGGAGGGCUUCGCAACAGGCCACAGGCCUUAUUUCCUGCGCACUCUUCAAACCCUGCUCUGAAGACAGAAUUAUUACAUUUCCUUAGGGGCUUUUCUAAGGCUCCCAUGGCAAAAGCACAGUGCUUCACAGACAUUAGUGCAUUUCCCUUCCCAAGGCUCCUGUUAGGGGAGGGAGCUGUUGCCUGAACUGAGGCACAAUGAGAGAUGAUGGUCAGAAGUUUCUACUAAUUUGGGUGCCCAAGCUGAGACACCUGGGGCCUGGCUUUUCGGCAUAUUUAGCACUUCUAUAGCACUUCAGAUGGGCAAAGCACAGCUCCUGGUGACUUCAGCUGCCACUGAGCGGGGUCAGCACUUCUGCAGUCGCACCCCAGGGUCUCGAGGCAGGCAUCCGGAAAAUGAGCAACACACAAUUAGUCACCACCUGUGAAAAGUUUUGUGGCACUGACUUGCUCAGCGUCACACAGAGCCUUUGUGGCAGAGAAAGGGAUGGAAUCCAGUUCUCCAGGCCGGCGAUCAGCUGCCUUACGCAUGAGACCGUCCUUUCUCUCCCUGCAAUGCCCUGUCUGAUUCUCUACAUGCUGUCCAAUUUCUGCAACAAAUGAGAAAGGGCUCCUAGGUCCAACAGGCUCCUUCAUCCGCAGAGGAGCACCCAUCUUGUGCACUGAAUGAGGCAGAGGUCCUGUGGAAAAAUAAUGUGUGAGGAAGUCAUUCAGGACUCUCUCAGAAUGCCUGUGCACACGGGAAACGAAGGAAGGUUGCACAAGUAAUCUUCACUAACUUUUGAGUGCCUGAUUUAUUUAUUUUUUGAAUAUAGGCAAAGCCAUGUAUUUUUGUCCCUAAUCUCAUUCUCAGACAGGGCUGAAACCCUUGUUAGCUGACAGUUUCCAAAAAUAUUCAUGCUGAAACAGACACCUGGUAAAUAUCAGCUCAAAUGGUUAGCGUUGGGCAUAGUUAUAAGCAACGAAAACAGGUCCUUAGAAUGGGAAGUGUUAGGCACCCCAGAGACAACAGGCAGUGCUACCAGCUCCUCUUAUAAUAUUGCAAAAUUGGGUGGGAUCCCUCAAACAAAUACAGUUCAGUACAGGGACACUGUGAUCAUGGAGACACACUCCUUGGAUUUACGGUUGUCUGGGAGGGAGUGGGAUCUAGUGUUACAGCAAGAGGCUCGGCAUCAAAACAUGUUCGCUUGACUUCUGGCACAGGCAGGAAAUGUGAUCCACUUAUGGGCUCUGUGCCUCAAUUUCCCUUUGUGUAAAACAGUGACAGCACCAGCCCUAUAGCCCCAAGUGCUGGGAGGCUGGACUCAUUAAUGCUUGUAAAUGCUCCAAAAUGCUCAGAUGAAAGUUAUGUAAACUGGCUAGGCCUAUAUUACUGUGACAGUGAUGCUGUAGGGCAGAUGCUUCCUACAUUGUCAGGGUUUGUUCUGUCAAUGGAGUUAAUCCAACCACAGCUGGGUCAAUGGAAGAAUUGAUAACUGGGGCUAGAGUGGAGGAUAGGUCGCCCUAACACUGUCGCACAGGGCGUGACAUUUUUCACCGCUCCGGGCAAUGGAGUGAGAUCGAGCUAAUUUUUAGGUGUAGACCACACCAGGAGUUUGCCCUUCUAAAUUAUACCUAAGAAAAUGGGGCAGGGGGUGGGGUUUUAGGUAUUGUCUGAAGCUUCCCCACAGACCAGCAAGAAGCAUAUUUCACUGCGAUGUUCCAUGUCCCCUCACUCUGACCAGCUCGUGGGCUGCUCUAGCCCCUUCGAGUGCGUCUACGCUGCAGCUGGGAGGUGCGAUUCCCAGCCCGGGUGGGCAGACUGGUGCUGGCUCUGCUCCAGCUGGCGGGCUCAAGAUAGCAGGGUGGCUGGCAGCUUGGGCUAGCUCCCUAAGUACGGACCCUGGGGGACUUGGAUCUGGGCAGCUGGCUUGAGUAGCUGCCGGUGCAGCCACACUGCUCACUAGCUCAAGCUAGCGCAUGUCUGGCCACCCGUGCUGGGAAUCACCACGCCCAGUUGCGGUGUGGGGGCUAUAACAGCCUAUGAGCCCGUGAGCCUGAGGGGACACGUAACAUCACAGGUAAAUAUAUUCUCAGUGCUCUGGGAGGUGACAAAUGUCUCGAGGGAGGCUGCUGUGCUUAUCACAGGAGAGGAGUUUUAUUCUUUAUCAUCGUCUGCUGGGCUUCUCCUCUUUCAGAUCACACACAAGGCGUCAGGUGAGACUAAAUCAGCCGCCUUUCUUAUCACAACCGAUACACACCCAGUCUGGGACAGGAAUCACACCCUCCACCCCACGGAAGGUUAGUACCGUUAGCCUGAGCCCUCCCCUCACGGCCCCAUCAAGUGGCCUUUGGGCUGCCGUUGUCACCACCGCUGCUGGGGUUGUCUCUCACACCUAGUCAGAAUCAGACCCUUGGGUCAGCAGGCAGGCUGCUUUUGCCUUGAAAGGAAAUAGUGACUCACGCAGAAGGCAUUCUCGGGGCGUGUAAGCCACGGUUGCAUUCACAACCAACCCCAACACUCAUCAGGAACUGAAACCAACACCACUCACACCCAAACCAGGUAGACCUAGCCCAACCACGGCAUACAGGGGGACGGGGAAUCUGAAAGGUAUUCAGACAUCGCACCACCCGGCUUUAUCUCAGAGCAUCCAUGCUACCAUCAGUAACAGUCCAUACAAGCGCUUGCUAGGAAGGGAACCCAAGCCAGGAACAGAACCAUACCCCCAGUGGGCUGAUACAUCAGGGAUUGAACUAGUCUGGGGCCCUCCAGAGCUAAAAGUACACGCUACUACAGCUUGAGCGAACGCUCCCUAGGUAGAGCUGUGCCAGCCUCGGUCCUCGGUGCAUGAAGCACCGGAGAGCUGUCACGCUCCCCAGUGAGCUAUGCACGCGCCAGCAAGCCAACGUGCCCUUCACAAUCAGUCUUCUCUGGAAAGGACUUUGUCAAUGAGGCACGAAGGGGUCGAUUUUUAAACAAGUUCAAAGGACCCUGAGCGUUCCCAUCAGCUGCCAGGGCUCAGGGCCUCUGAAAGGGAACUGGACGUCACAUCCAAGGCAUGGGCUAUGCAAUGCCUUGGCAGGCACAGAACCUGCAGCUUCUGGCACGCAAAGCCAGGAUCAAACUUAAGGCGAGAUCUGGUGCCCUAAGGGACAUCGGAUGAUGGUCAGUGCACGGCAAGCCCAGCCCUUGUGUGGCAGAAUCAGGCCCCCCUGUAUUUUACCAGCUCACAGUGGCUUUUCCCUAGCAACACCAGCGUCUCUUCUUCACCUCAGGGCGGGGCAGCUUUCCCCCUCCCAGUCUGAGCUGCUGCCAGACUGCAGUGGGGACGAAUCAGCCUUCUAACCUCAGAGCGGCCCAGCUUUGUCCUUCCUGUUUGUGCAAUGUGAGCUGGCACACAGCAGCCUCUGCCAGCCGGGUCCUGCUAAGUGUCUCUCUGUUGGGGCUGCCAGCUCCUGGGAGACGCCAGCCGCCCGGCCACAGCAGCCUUCCACAGGCAGGGCCAUCAGCGCCUACAGCCUCUUCUUCUCCCCGGAGACGGGGUGGGGCUGGGGUGACGCUGCUGUGUGCUGGCUAAGGGGGCUGACUCCCACCCCAAAUGUGUACACGUGGGUCAGAAGGCAAGGCUGCCCUCACUGCCCCUGCCAGCUGCAAACACCUACAGGCUGCCAGACCCUGGGGGCUUCAGGCACCAGGUGGGAUUCACACACAAGUGCAGCCGAUGGGGAGCAGGGGUCUAAACCACCUUGGCACCCUAUUGCCAACCCCAGGCGAUCAGAAAUCAUGACUCUGCCCCCCAAUCGCCAUGAGGGUUUUUAGAAAGGGUUACAUUGCCUUUUGGGGGGCGGUCUUUUGAGUUCUGAACUUCCCCACUCAUCCCAAGCGCGUGUGUGUAUGAGGGGGCUUAGCCUACAAAAUCCCCCUCCUCCCAGCCGCCAGAGCUAUGCCAGUAAAAGCCCUUGUGGGGCUGCAGUUACAUCAGCAAAGGGCCUUUUGCUGUUUUACUUUAUGCCGUCCAGGAAAGGGGUGUAGCUAUUCGGGUAUAACUCCGUUUGUCGGUGUGUAAGCGGGGGAAUAGUCCCGCUAUUGUGGGGAACUUUCCUGGCUUCUGCACUACCCCGGUGAAGUGGGCUAGCGAAAGGAUCUGAGUCCUUGCUCCCACUUCC
Chelonia mydas (Green sea turtle) is the source of this 9193-nucleotide messenger RNA. RefSeq names its product fucosyltransferase 7 (gene FUT7). Gene Ontology annotation, molecular function: alpha-(1->3)-fucosyltransferase activity. Gene Ontology annotation, cellular component: membrane. NCBI's taxonomy places the organism in Eukaryota, Metazoa, Chordata, Testudines, Cheloniidae. The transcript has 2 exons. The coding region runs from base 466 to 1566 and encodes 366 amino acids. The record is from RefSeq and is a predicted model, not a curated record.